CCCCCCAAACCUUCUGCAACAACAAAAACAAAAACAAAACCUGGAGGGACAUCAGAUGGUGGGUCCCGAACAUAAUCCGUUGCAGACCACCAGAAUUGAUGGAAGGUCGAUCUUCAGCGCAUCAGACAUCAAUGUAAUAAUGAAAGUAGUUAUGGACACGCAUUACCCUGAUGGCACUGCGGUUGAUGUCAAAUCUCUUCUGAAAAUCACAGAAGACAUCCUCCCGCAUGCCACCAUUAAAGCUGAUCCCAUUUCAUCGGGUCCACAUACAAAUAAAGAUAUACCGAAUGGUGGACUCGAUCAAACCGAUGUUGUUGUAAUGCUCGAUUCACAGUCUCACAUAAUAGACAAAAUCACCAGUGAGUUGAAGUUACCUCGGGACGGGCACACAACAGCCCUUGCAGUAUUAGAAAAGGUGAGCAAAUUCCAAUGGGAUGCAAAGUUGGUGCUAACCCUAGCAGCUUUAGCUAUCAAUUACAAGGAAUUAUGGAUGCUGACUCAAAUGCACUCAUCAAACCAACUUGCUAAAUCUAUUCAAACAAUCAUGGCGCAUACGGCUUUAUUGAAACCUCAGCUUGAUGCCCUUAAUAAACUCGUUUACUCAAUUUUGGAAUUGACGAGAUGUAUUAUCCAAUUCAAUGAGCUUCCAUCUAUGGACAUAACUCUCGAUUUGCCACCAAUCAACACCAUUCCUAUUGCUGUCUACUGGAAUAUCAGAGCCAUCAUCAUGUGUGCGACUAUGAUUGCUGACUUGACCAUCAAAGACCAUGAGAUUAUGGUUUCGUCUUCAGCGUUGCAAUUAUGGGAACUAUCGACAUUGACUGUAAAGAUUGAUCGCAUAAAUGAGUUUCUCAGGCAAAAACUGGACAAUUAUAAACGUGUUGUUGGAGACAAGAAAGAAAUUGAAUUCAGGAGGUCUUUCAGUCAACUAUUUGAAACAAGCUAUAUGGAUAACAUGAAAAUCCUCAAAAUCUUGAUUACGCCCAGGGAUGAUAUACUACCACUCUUUGAUGGCAAAAUGAAGAAGAGGGUUAGUCUGGAAUUCCUGAGGAAGAAGAACGUGCUGUUGCUGAUAUCAGGGGUAGAAAUGUCUAGUGAGGAGCUAUCGAUUCUUGAAGAAAUUUACAUGGAGUCUCGCAUUCAGGGAGCAAGGGGAAAAGCUCUGUAUGAGGUCGUGUGGAUGCCCAUUGUUAGCCUUUCUGUAGAGUACACAGAUGAAAUCGACAGGAAAUUUGAGGAGAUGAAGAACAAAAUGCCAUGGUACUCUGUGUCCCACCCUUCCAUUAUCGACAGGGCAGUUAUCAUGUCCAUAGGAGACAGGUGGCACUUUAGGAACAGGCCUAUAGUAGUGGUUUUGGAUCCACAGGGAAGGGAACUGAGCCCUAAUGCCAUCCACAUGAUGUUGAUUUGGGGGAACAAUGCCUUCCCUUUCACCAGCUUGAAAGAGGAACUAUUGUGGAGGGAUGAGACUUGGAGGCUAGAGUUCCUCGUUGGUAGCAUGGACCCCACAAUACUCAACUGGAUAAAAGAAGACAAACACAUAUUCCUGUUUGGAGGUGAUGAUAUCGAUUGGAUCCGCAAAUUCACCAGCAAAACCCGGGCAAUGGCGACUGAUUCCUGGAUCCCAUUAGAGAUGGUGUAUGUCGGUCAAAAAAAGGAGAAGGAAAGUGUGCGUAGGGCUGUUGAUGUCAUUAAAAUCGAGAAGCUUAGUGACAGCUGGCAACAACAGACCAUGCGGUUCUUCUGGACACGAUUAGAGAGCAUGUUGUACUCCAAGAAUCAAGUAAAAAGGGCAGAUCCUGAAGACCCCAUGAUGAAACAAAUCAUGAAACUUGUAAGCUAUGACAAGGAAUGGGCUUUGUUGUGUAGAGGAUCAAAGAUUCUGACCAGUGGAAAUGGAACCACAAUCAUGGAAGCACUAGAUGGCUUUAUGAAUAGGGAUACAAGUAUUGAAUCAAAGGGGUUUGAUUCGUCGUUUACAGCAUACCUUGAUAGGACUCAUGUUCCAGCAACAGUGUGCUGCCGAUUUGAGUUUCCCGCAGCAGGAGGUCGGCUAAAGAAGGAGGCUUUAUUGUAUGUCCUUUCAAGCGAUGUAGGAAGCCAUGGCGAUGCUGUAGCACUCCAAGAGUCCAAGCUUUGUGAGCGAAAGCUAUCGAUAUAG
Messenger RNA from Lactuca saligna, 2161 nucleotides. The record is from the annotation of a GenBank genome assembly. NCBI's taxonomy places the organism in Eukaryota, Viridiplantae, Streptophyta, Magnoliopsida, Asterales, Asteraceae.